Messenger RNA from Sebastes umbrosus (honeycomb rockfish), 7355 nucleotides. RefSeq lists its product as uncharacterized. The coding region runs from base 71 to 6001 and encodes 1976 amino acids. Gene Ontology annotation, molecular function: DNA binding; DNA-binding transcription factor activity, RNA polymerase II-specific. Gene Ontology annotation, cellular component: nucleus. The transcript is spliced from 10 exons. The record is from RefSeq and is a predicted model, not a curated record. Gene Ontology annotation, biological process: regulation of transcription by RNA polymerase II. NCBI's taxonomy places the organism in Eukaryota, Metazoa, Chordata, Actinopteri, Perciformes, Sebastidae.
UAUAUAUUUAUAUAUGUGUGUGUGUGUGUGUGUGUGUUGUAGCUGCUACGAGCAGAGCUAGACGGGCAGUAUGGCGGAGGAGGAGGGCUCCAGUGGGAACGAGUUAGAGGAACAAUUCAAGAGUUUGUUGAGCCGCUUAAGUGAAGAAGAUAGUGAACCUUUCUGCUCAGACUUCUGCAAGCUUGUGGAGGAGUACGCCUCUCACUGGCAGGUGCCGCUGCCUCGACUCAGGAUCCUGGAGAUAGCUCUCCGCUACUUCGCUGGAGCCUCCACCUUAAAAACAAACUGUGAUCAUGUGUCCCACACAGUCAGUAGUCUGGCCUUGAGUGUUUUUGAGUUGCUGCUGUUCUUUGACCAGAAAGACUUCCAUCAGGAGCCGCUGAAACACUUCGCUGUUACAUUCCAGGAAUGUAACUCGGCUCUUGCGAGGCAUCAGAAUGUCCACUUGCUUCAGGUGGAGCGUUUGGUUCGGGGCGGUGGGCCUUGGGCCGGCCCAGCCUUACAGGCAAUCCUCAGUGAAUCCAGUUUACCUCAGAGUGAAGUGGAUGGAUGCAUCAGCUCCGAGCUGCCGGUGUUCUUUGAGCUCCGGGUGCACUACCUCUUAUCCUGUGAGCGGGUCAGUGAGGCGAUGGCCCUGGCUAAGUGUUGUGCUGCGCAUCCCACAGCAGGACAACACUUGUUCUUCCUCCAGGUCUACCUCACGUGGCUGUUCAAAACUUCACAGCAUGACCGCCUGCAUAAAGAGGUUGCUGAAUUUAAUGGUAAAGAUGCAGUACACAUCAUCUGCAGUUUGGAGUGUGAGGAAACGGAUGAGUUGCUACUAGCCCUCAGCAGAGCCUUCCUCUCCCAGCAGCUCCUCAGGGGAGACAUGUAUUAUUUGUAUGAUCUUGUCUUCAUUUGGAGUAAACUUCAUAGUCGGUUGAAUACAUCCAAGCAAGCUCUACUUGAGGAGAGUCAUCAGCUGAUGCUGUCUGCCACCAAUGUUAACUCAAUCUUCCCGUUCAUCAGAGACAUACUGCAAGAGCCGAGUGAAGAUGGUAUCGAGUUCUGCGUGGAGCUUUGUGCUAACGCCCUGGGGUCUUGCCGUCCCUGCGACGUCAUCACCAAAUCCCUAAUCUACAAAACCAUCGCCGGCCUGCUACCCAACGACCUGGAGGUUUCCCGGGUGUGUGCUCUGCUCGUCUUCUUCCUCGAACGCACCGUUGAGUCCUACAAGAUGUUGUACCUCCUUUACAUGCCUCCUGAUCAGGAGUACCACGUGGAGUACAGCCCCAUCAGAAAUCACAUUCGCUUUGAAACCCUGCAGUUCUUGAAGAAGGACCUGUGUUUUGACCCAGAGUUUUGGAACCUCAUUGCUUUGCGGACAAACUGUUUGAAGCUGAUGAGCGAGACGGUGGUCAGCGAUGCCCUCGAAGAAAUCAUGGAGGACAAAUGGAUCCUGAGCUAUUGCACCAAAGAGCCUGCUUUCCGAUCACGUGCAUCAGUAUGUCAGAAAGCAAGAAAAAAGCGGCACCAUGAAGAGGACAGUGAAGAGGAUGCUGACAGUGCAUCCAGGAGAUUAAAGGUGGGCCCGGGCAGACCACGGCUAAAUGUUGACCACACUAUAAAGAAGAAAGGCAACCGGGGGUCAUCAUCUGAACCUUUGAGGCGUUCAUUUUGGCAACAAGAGAGACUACAGGACAAUGGGGAACUAAGACGCACAACACGACUCUCGGAGAAGAACCUACCAAAACGGAGGAUUAUGAAACCCAAGUGGCUUCUGGAAGACUCGGGAACUCUUGGAGAGAAUAAUGUUAUUCCGAAGAUCAAAAAACAUGGGUUGAAACAUCAAAAGGACCACGCAUCCUCUGUCGAAAAGAGGUCUGAAACGGGUGAGCUCAAGAACAAUGCAAAUCACAAUCCUUCAGUUAACUCUCAUUUAAUGGCAAGGGAAAACAACAGCAAGCACCGGAGAGGUUUUUCGUUGGAAUCUCCUAAACCAGCAGCCUCUCCACAAGUAAUUCUUGAGCUCUCCCUCCCAGACAAUGAACUGAUGGGAACGUUUACCGAGGACGCUUGCAACAGACAGAGGGGUUUCCCUCAAGUGCUUCUUUACAGACCUACAUUGAAGGUUCCUGCCGCGUCUCAAUCCUUGAAGACUGUACAACGCAAAUUGGUGAUUCUCAGAGCGCGGGAUGCAGCGAUGUUUGCACAGCAGUUGCACUGUUACGCUCUGCAGCAGAAAGGAAAAGGUAACACGCCGAAUAUUCAAGGUUCGGUAUCAACAAUCACACGCUCCUCUGUGCAAGGAAGUCCUCCAAAGGAUCCACUCUGUGAAAAGCCUGCAGCUGAGGUGAAAGGUGGAUUCACCUCUCAGACGCCAGCAGCAGCCGAAGCUACAAAAUCCCCAGUCCUUCAAGCUCAAACUACAAAAGCAGUCUCACAAAAGACAUUUUCAGGAAGAGAGCUCUCUGAGAAGUCUUCUGUUGAGAUGAAAGUCACCAACGCGUCACAGACAUCAGCAGAAACUGACCUUACAGAAGCCCCGAUGGUAGAUAAGGUCCUGCAUGCUCCAACUGUUACUUCAGUUGGAGAGUUCUGUGAAGAGCCUGCUGUUGAGAUGAAAGUCACUAUUGCCUCAACAGCAGCUAAUGUCACUCCAUCCCCAGGUUUAGAUAAGGUCUCUAAAGCUGUUAAGGACGCAGUUGAGGUUUCCCAAACCUCAACGGAGGACAACGAUCAAAUGGUAGUUACUGAUAAAAUCUCAAACAUUGGAGCUGCUGAUUCAACGCCCUCACAGUCACAAGAUGUUCUUAAAGAUGGGAAGCAAGAUCUGAAGUCACUCUCUUCUCAAGCGGAAACUGUCAAAAACCCUGUAGCCCCAGAAGUGCUCGCCGCUGUCAGCAACAGCAUUUCUGAGGUGACAGAUGUUUCACUCUCAAAAGGACAUGUGCCUUGUAAAAACGACACAAGUGGCGGAACAGUGGUCACUACGUCUACACCCACAGAUCAGGACAGUAUAAAUGACAUAUCGGCUCUGACAUUAGUGACAGAAAUGGUUACUGAACUUGCACCUGAGGCACUUGCUCGAGAUCUGGAGAAUCACAAAGCUCCAGAGGGCAGCUCCUCCAAGGGGUCAACAGCUGGAAGUAAAUCUAAAGCUCCUCGCAAAUUACACUCCAGAUCCAGCUGCUCUAUAGCUGCAGACGUGCAAGGGAAGGAAGAGGGAACUCGGGAUGUUGCUCCAGAAACGCCUGAGGACCCUGAACUCCCGGAAUCAGAGGAAUCCAAGGUGGAGUACUGUACCUUCUGCAACAAGGACUUUAAGGGAAGUCGCCUUGUACCACACGCUUUGUUCCACUAUCGUAAAGAUGAGUGCAUGUUCUGCGGGGUGAUGUUCAAUGAUAACAUUCUGGCCAUGAGGCACCUGUCUGACCAUAUUGAAAAGCUAAAGAGGAGCAAAGAUUCCGCUGGUAACAAUGCCCAAGAAAACUGCGUCUUUGAGACCAAAGAUAUCUCCACAUCUAAGACCUCCGCCAAAGCAAAGACCACAAACGUGUCCUCUGGGCGCCGUAGUCGUGGGAGACCGAGGAAAUCUACACACUGUCCUAAAUCAUUGAGCCUUCCAGAGUCAAACCCAUCUGGGUCCAGACAGUUGAGAUCCAGUGGCAAGCCAGUGGAUCAACCUUUACGUGAAAAGAAAGAAAACGCGUUGAAGCACCUUGAUAGUAAAACUCCUGUCCACAAGAUAAAUGGGCAUAUUGGCAAAAAGAAAGAGCUUGACAGACCGAAAAAGGACGCCUUGAAGUCAGAAGCUAAGCGGCCACUUAAACAGCAGGAGAUCUCUCAAAAAAGAGCAAAGGAUGGAGCUGAGAGAUUGCAAGAAAACCAAGAUGUAGAGAUGGAGUCACCUGCAGCAUCAGCGUCGGUAGACAAAGGGCUCAGCUCCAAGGCGACAGAAUCAGUGCAGGUCCUGAAGAAAACCACAAAACGGAAAGUUGUUGAAGAGAAAAAUCUGGAGCCACAAGAAAAACUUUGCUGUCCUGUGGAGGGUUGCGGCUGGUCUACAGACCCGUCCAAAAACCGCGUUGCAGUCCUUUACCACGCUCUCGACGAUCACUACGGCGAGGUCAAACCUUUAGAGCUAGCCUUCCGUGUGGGAAACAGCAAAUGUAAUAGCUGCAUGAGGGUCAUGUUGAGUUUUGAACACUUUCAGCACCACGUCGAAAUACACAGACUCCUUCCUCGGCAUCCCUGCCUUCAUCAGGGUUGUACCGCCAGAUUCAAAAGUGGACCGGAAAUGAGGCGCCACACCAGGAGGCACAGUCCACUGCAGGCAGUGUGCUGCCUCCCUGGUUGUUCUCAGCUAUUUAUUUGUCUCUGGGCACUGAACCUUCAUGAAAGAGAGCACUAUACUGCCAAACCCACUAAACCAGACAAGAACACAAACGAACAAACGGGUGACAAACAGGAUAACACACCGAAUGGGAAGAAACAACCGGAUCGCAAGCCAGAAGACGCAACUGUAAAUAAGACUGCGAGUGUAAAGGAUGCUCGUAAAUUAAGAGGAGAAGCUUCACAUAAUUCAACAGGAAAACAUGUUCAGGCUCCUCUUCCCACCACUGUCAGUGCAUCUCCGUUGAAAGAGGAGUCAAAAGAACGAAAUGAGACCAAGGAUUCACACGUCUUGAAGAAUCUUUCCAACAAGGACACCUCCGCGCAGCCCACUGGCCCUAAUCUGAGAUUAAGGCAAAAGUUGAGAAAAGUUACAAAUACAAUCCAAAGUCACAAAGUCAUCUCAUCAUCAUUAAAACGGAACAACAAAGUAAGGCACAAGGUCAAGGAAAAGCAGGUCAAAGUGAACACAAAAAGUCCCAAAAGAAGAGGGCGUCCUCCGAAGUCAAAGGAAGCUGUGCAUGAUGAGAACACCACUGCUGGUCAAAACAAUCAAACUGUAGUCGUAGAAAAAACUGCUCUGCUUGUAAGCCCCCCUAAAGCAGAAAAGGCAGAAAGCUCAACACAAAGCGGUAACUCUGCGCCAGAUGUCCCAGCUGACGGCUUAAAUGUGAGAACUGCACCACCCACCACCUCAGGAGAGAAAAAAUCUGCUUUGGAAAAGAAGUCAAAAUCUGUAGACCAGCAGGUUGAGGCUAAAGCAGCAGUAGAGAGCUCUCCUGAUAUGGAAGGAGAAGCUAAAGAAGGAGGAAGCAUCCCUGCUGCCACAGCUAGCGGUUUAAAUGAACCGACUUCUAAAGAGAGAACACAGAAGAAGAAGAAAGCAAGUCAGAAGCGCAAGAAUGUUCUGAAAGAAGGUGACACAAAAAUUGUCAAGAAAAAACGCAAAGUUGAUGUUCUGAAAGAAGGUGACACAAAAAUUGUCAAGAAAAAACGCAAAGAUGAUGUUCUGAAAGAAGGUGACACAAAGAUUGUCAAGAAAAAACGCAAACAUGAUGUUCUGAAAGAAGGUGACACAAAAGUUGUCAAGAAAAAACGCAAAGAUGAUGUUCUGAAAGAAGGUGACACAAAAAUUGUCAAGAAAAAACGCAAAGAUGAUGUUCUGAAAGAAGGUGACACAAAGAUUGUCAAGAAAAAAUGCAAAGAUGAUGUUCUGAAAGAAGGUGACACAAAAAUUGUCAAGGAAAAAUGCAAAGAUGAGGGUGUUCCACCAGCAAAAACUGAACCGCUGGCUGAGGUGAAUGCGGAGGUGGUGGAGAGCCCUGGUUGCUCUGUGGUGAUGAACGGACAAGCAGCGAAGGAAGACGUCAAUUCGACAGCGCCCAACGACGCUCUCCCAGAGGACAGACCAAAGCCAUACAUGCGUCUGCCGCCUACAGCGUACUUGGACGAGAAGUACAUCACCAUGCCAAAACGAAGGAAGGAGCUCUCCUUCUUCCAGCGAUGUUCCCACUGUUUUGCGACGUUCUCCAGCGCCGAGGAGCUGGAGAGUCAUCUCCAGCUGCAGACGUGCUCCAACCUCUUUGGAUUUGACUCCGAUGACGAGGGCAGCAGUUUAACAUACUAAUGAAGUGAGUUGACGUUUUGGACGCAUAAUAAACGGACCUGCUAGGAGCCCCCGGACGGAUCAUACCUCAAUGGAUCAGUGCUCUCUGGAUGUUCGCCGUCGGGAGACUGAAAGGGGUUUACCUGACUUCCACUGCAGCAUGUGCCUGUAACGCAGACACAGAACACGUGAAAUAGCCAAUUAAAGACAACUGAACUGAAUCCCAGUCAGACCGUCGGCAGAACAGCUAGUACUGAAGUGCCUGCUCUGGAACCGCCGUGCUGUUUCCAGCUGCUUCACCUGGAGAUUAAGAACUGUGGCUUAAUAAAGACUGGACUCUAAAAAAGCUGUGAAAACAAGACGACAAGGCUGCUCCUGCUAUCACUAGGAUACAUAUUUUAUCAGUAAGCCAUAUAAUGCUUAAUAAUUGUUUGCUUUUUUUGCACUCUUUUCAUAAGAUUUCUUUCCGCUUAAAUGAUGGGGAUUGUACAACGAACGAAGCACCUGAAAGUCACCCUAUUCUAACACCCUGCGUAUAGUUUUCUAAACUUUAAAAAAAGUUGUUGCUGUAUCGGAGUCUUCUUUGGGGAAAUGUUAUGUAUAAUUGUUUAAAAUCUUCUAUCCAUAUGGGCUCGAUAUGGUCUGUGCUUGUCCUGACCACGAGUAACCAGUAGGGGGCAGUGUGCACAUGUUCUUUUUUUCCUCCUGCGAAGCAUAAGAUGUUAUUUGCUCUUUUUUUGGCAGCACAAAGAUUUCUACAUACAAAGCUGCUCCACUGUAUUUAUCACUGGACGGACUCCACUUCCUCUCACAUCCAUCAAGCUGUAUUUCUUUUAGCAAUAACUAAACAUGCUUUGUCUAUUAUUCGCCGUCAGUGGAGCAGCCGUCAUUCUGUCUUACAUCAAAUCUCACGUUAAACAGAUUUUUAUCUUUACUCAACUGUUCAGUGAUUUCUCUUUUUAGGGGACGUUCUCUCUGCUUCAAAGAGAAACUCACAAAGUUUUUAAGUGUCCCCGGGAGGCCGCGCCAGUCUUUCACAAGCAGCAACAGGUUAUAUUUAUUGUUGUAUAUGUUUCAUUUUCUAUCUUUUGUAAAUAUUUGAAGAGUUUCAAUGGCUUAUUAUAUAAAAGGGGUGUCGGAGCCGGGUUUAUAUUUUGUUCUUGAAUUAAAAAUUGAAAUGGCAUCUAUUCUGUUCUUUAAAAAUGAUAUCUGAUACGCCAGAGAAGUGUUUUCAUCAGAGGAAUGAGCAGUUUAUUUAACAGAUAAGACAGCCGUAUUGGACAGUGCUGCAGAGGUAGAGAAAUUUUUUUUUUUGCAAUCCAACAUUUGAAUAAAAGCUGUACCCCAUUGCCAAGUGUGCAUAACCCAGCAAAAA